Molecule: messenger RNA, 966 nt
Organism: Drosophila persimilis
Lineage: Eukaryota; Metazoa; Arthropoda; Insecta; Diptera; Drosophilidae
Gene: eIF2Balpha
Product: translation initiation factor eIF-2B subunit alpha
Exons: 6
Coding region: 17-937 (306 amino acids)
Biological process (GO): translational initiation
Cellular component (GO): eukaryotic translation initiation factor 2B complex
Molecular function (GO): guanyl-nucleotide exchange factor activity; translation initiation factor activity
Source: RefSeq, a predicted model, not a curated record
AGCAAACUUUAUCAAAAUGCCACAAAUUAUUGAAUCUGGCAAGGACUUUGAUGUGGUCAAAUACUUCCUGCAGCUCCUGGACAAGGACAAGGAUAUGUCGUACGGCAUUGCGGCCAUUAGGACGCUCCUUAUGAUAUUGGAGAAGAAACAAUUUGGGACGAUCCACAUUCUGCACACGACCAUGAGGGAGGCGGUGGCAGCCAUGCGGAAUACGGAUUUGUCUAUAGCAGCCAUCGUGUCGGCCGGCGAACUCUUCUGUCGGUUCAUAACGCUCAGUCUGGACGAUAAGCAUAUGGAAGAGUGCCGCCUAAUAAUGCUCAAUCGUGGUAAAAUCUUUCUGGACAAAUUGGACAACUCUCGCCAGGUGAUUGGACAGCAGGCGCAACGUUUUAUUAGCGACGGCUGCCGCAUAUUGACACACUCGAGAUCCCGAGUUGUGCUCAAGGCUCUUAUUACAGCCUCGCAAAACAAAAAGUCCUUCCACGUGUACGUUACUCAGGGCGGCACAGGAAACUCUGGGGAGGAGAUGAUCCGCGACUUGAAUGCGGCUGGCAUCGCCUGCACUUUAAUACUGGACUCCGCCACAGGCUAUGUAAUGGAAUCGGUUGACUUUGUGAUGGUGGGUGCCGAGGCAGUGGUUGAAAGCGGCGGCAUUAUUAACCGAAUUGGAAGCUACACAAUGGGCCUGUGUGCGCGGGAGAUGAAAAAGCCCUUCUACGUACUCGCUGAGAGCUUCAAGUUCACGCGUCUCUAUCCAUUAAAUCAGCGCGAUCUGCCCGAUGAGUACAAGUACUCGCGCAAGCAUCUCAACGAUGUCUCCAAGGUCCAUCCCCUGGUGGACUACACACCUCCGGUCUACAUUACGCUGCUCUUCACCGAUCUGGGCAUACUGACGCCCUCGGCAGUGAGCGACGAGUUGAUCAAAUUGUACAUGUAAACAAUAAACAAAAAAAUAAUAUAUGCAUA